CCCCAGAGGGAGGCAGUUGGAUGAACAUCUCCAUGAGAGAGCCCGUAAUCCCUGGGACGAGCAUGGCUUACCACCCCUUCCUCCCUCACCGGGCGCCGGACUUCGCCAUGAGCGCCGUGCUGGGCCACCAGCCCCCUUUCUUCCCCGCUCUGGCUUUGCCCCCCAACGGGGCGGCGGCUCUCUCCCUCCCCGGGGCUCUGGCCAAGCCGAUUAUGGAUCAACUGGUCGGGGCGGCCGACGCGGGCAUCCCCUUCUCCUCCCUGGGACACCAAGCGGCGGCUCACCUGAGGCCUUUGAAGACCCUCGAGCCGGAGGAAGAGGUGGAAGAUGACCCCAAAGUCCACCUGGAAGCCAAAGAGCUUUGGGAGCAGUUCCACAAACGGGGCACCGAGAUGGUGAUCACCAAGUCUGGAAGGAGAAUGUUCCCACCAUUUAAAGUGAGGUGCACAGGGCUAGAUAAAAAGGCCAAGUACAUUUUGCUGAUGGACAUUGUGGCGGCGGACGAUUGUAGAUAUAAAUUCCACAAUUCCCGGUGGAUGGUGGCCGGGAAAGCCGACCCCGAAAUGCCAAAGAGAAUGUAUAUCCACCCGGAUAGCCCAGCGACAGGCGAACAGUGGAUGUCGAAAGUCGUCACGUUCCACAAACUGAAACUGACUAAUAAUAUUUCGGACAAACACGGAUUUACUAUCUUGAACUCCAUGCACAAGUACCAGCCGCGGUUCCACAUUGUUCGGGCCAACGACAUCCUCAAACUGCCUUACAGCACCUUCCGCACUUACGUUUUCCCGGAGACCGAAUUCAUCGCGGUUACUGCAUACCAGAACGAUAAGAUAACCCAACUGAAAAUCGACAACAAUCCAUUUGCUAAAGGCUUUCGUGACACAGGGAAUGGGCGGAGGGAGAAAAGAAAACAACUCACCCUUCAGUCCAUGAGGGUUUAUGACGAGAGGCAGAAAAAAGAAAACGGGACCUCGGAUGAGUCCUCUAGCGAGCAAACAGCGUUCAGGUGCUUCGCCCAGUCCACCUCUCCCGCCGUCUCCGCUGUGGGCACCUCUAAUCUUAAAGAUUUGUGUCCCAGCGAUGGCGAAAGCGACUCGGAGAGCAAAGAAGACCCCCUGGAGGCCAGCGACUCCGGGAAAAUCACCACCACCACUACGGCCGGCACCCUCAACAGCAGUCCGGCCGCAGCAGCGACAGGGGCGGGAGGAGGGGCGGGAGAUGCCCGGGAGAAGCCCAGCCCCUCCAAGCCUUCUCUCUUCCUGCCGGACUCGGCCGGCAGCCGGAGCCGAGAGGGCGCCCCCAAGGCGCCGCUGGACUCCAGGCACAGCCCCGCCGCCAUCUCCUCCAGCACCCGCAGCCUGGGGGCCGAGGAGGUCAAGACCCCCCCGCGGGAGGACUGCCGGGGCCUGGCCAAGGAGCCCUUCGCCCCCCUGACGGUUCAGACGGACAGCGCCGGGCACCUGGCCCAGGGACACUUGCCCAGCCUGGCCUUCCCCCCAGGCCUGGCCGGCCAACAGUUCUUCAACCCGCUGGCCAACGGGCACCCGCUGCUGCUGCACCCCAGCCAGUUCGCCAUGGGGGGCGCCUUCUCCGGCAUGGCCGGCAUGGGCCCCCUGCUGGCCACCGUCUCUGGCGCCUCGGCGGGAGUCACCGGCCUGGACAGCACCGUGAUGGCCACGGCGGCGGCGCAGGGACUGUCCGGCGCAGCGGCUGCGGCGGCCGCGCUUCCCUUUCACCUGCAGCAACAUGUCUUGGCCUCACAGGGCUUGGCCAUGUCUCCCUUCGGAAGCCUCUUCCCUUACCCCUACACCUACAUGGCGGCGGCGGCGGCGGCCGCCUCGACGGCCGCCAGCAACUCGGUGCACCGGCACCCCUUCCUCAGCGCCGUGCGCCCUCGCCUCCGCUACAGCCCCUACUCGGUGCCGGUGCCCCUGCCCGACAGCAGCAGCCUGCUCACCACGGCCGUGCCCUCCCUGGUGGGCGCGGCGGAAGGCAAAGGCGGCGCCCUGGCACCCAGCCCGGCCUCGGGAGCCUUGGAUUCCGGCUCGGAGCUCAACAGCCGCUCGUCCACGCUCUCCUCGGGCUCCGUCUCGCUGUCCCCCAAGCUCUGCGGCGACAAGGAGGCCACCAGCGAGCUGCAGAACAUCCAGCGCUUGGUGAGCGGGCUGGACUCCAAGCAGGACAGAGCCCGGAGCGGGUCGCCCUAGACGGUCCCCC
This is a messenger RNA of Euleptes europaea (tarantolino), 2217 nucleotides long. It is a transcript of the gene TBX3, whose product is annotated as T-box transcription factor 3. Gene Ontology annotation, molecular function: RNA polymerase II cis-regulatory region sequence-specific DNA binding; DNA-binding transcription factor activity, RNA polymerase II-specific. The record is from RefSeq and is a predicted model, not a curated record. Gene Ontology annotation, biological process: positive regulation of DNA-templated transcription; regulation of transcription by RNA polymerase II; cardiac chamber development. Lineage: Eukaryota; Metazoa; Chordata; Lepidosauria; Squamata; Sphaerodactylidae. Gene Ontology annotation, cellular component: nucleus. The transcript is spliced from 7 exons. Bases 21 to 2207 code for a protein of 728 amino acids.